GCCCCCGGGCGGAGCUUGCGGGAGGCCCCGCAGCGCCUUCGCCAGCUGUUGCUUCCCCGCCUCCCGCCGAGCCGUGAUUUCUGCUGUGUCAGGUCCAGUCCUGCUGCCCGGCCCGGCGGUGCGGGGCCCGCCGUGGCGGUGCCCCAGCUCCUUCCCUAGCCCUGCCGUUGUGGCAUAUUGUGGCUUCACGCACCGCUCUAGGGCAGUGGAAUUUGUUGCUCCCGUGUUUCGCUUUUCCCGUCGUUAUACCCUUGCAUAAGCCUGCAUUCAGGUCUUACUGCUGGAACUUACUCAGCUGUUUGUGCACAGUGUCCUUGUUCUUUUGGCUUACCAAUAGCGCGUGUUUUGUAAAUGAAUGGUAUUUGAAAACUAUAGAAACUCACAUUGUGUAUGUUGCCUUUCUGUCUGGAAAAAAUGAGGAUAGGGAAGGGGGGACAUUAGAUGGGCUUUUUAACUUUCGUCUUGUGUUUCUAUGUACCUGUGUAUGUUGUUCUUGAGUUCUUACUAUUGCCUUAAGUGCUCGUGGCUUGAAGUUUUUCAGAUGCCUCAUGAAAAAAACCCUACACUAAACGUGUGGCUGGUGUUUUUCCCUGAGGAAUUAUUGGACCGUGGGAUUCACUUGGCUUCAAAGAAAAGUUCACUUCCAAACUCCCAAACAAAGGGAUGUGAACAGGAAAGUAAAGUGCAGUUAAAUCCCUUUGUUGACACAACUCUCCUUAUACUUGGAGAACCGUAUUUUUUGCUGGAUAGUAAACACUGGAAAUCAAGAUCAUCUCAGCCCACAACAUGCUGAUGGUGUACAGGAUGGAGUGGUGUGUGCAGGCUUUAAGACAGCUCUUUAAAGCCCAUGAAUCAUGAUGGCAGGUGAGGAUGAACAAUCUACUGAGAUGGCUGCAAGGUGGGAAGAUGAGAAGGUGACUGAAGCUGCCUCAGAUGGUUUUGUUGCUAUUAAAAUUGACACCAAAAGUGAAGCAUGCCUGCAGUUUUCUCAAAUUUAUCCUGUAGUGUGUGUUCCAUCCAGUUUUUUUAUAGGAGACAAUGGAAUCCCUUUGGAAGUAAUUGCUGGCAGCAUUUCUGUUGAAGAGCUCGUUACAAGAAUCCAUAAAGUUAAACAGAUGCACACAGUAAAAGGGCAGCUUUUGGAAAAUGGAAGUCAGUCGUCUGCUCCCUGUCCCUCCUCUCAAUCUGAUGGUGCUCCAGAAAACACACAAUCCAGAGCAGCAGAGCCUUGUGACUCCCCUGAGUCUGCUACAUCUGAGACAAUGAGACCUCCUGCUAGUAAUGAUGGAGCAAAUUCAGAUCAAGCAAGCCAGGAAGCAAGUAAUUCUUCAGAUGAGCAAGUGAGUGAUGCUCAGCCUGUGAAUGAUCUUGCGCUCAAAGUGGAAAGAAUAACAAAAAAGCUUGAAGAAAGACGAGAAGAGAAAAGGAAAGAAGAAGAACAGAAAGAAAUUAAGAAAGAAAUUGAACGGAGAAAAACUGGGAAAGAAAUGUUGGAGUACAAAAGGCGGCAGGAAGAAGAAUUGACAAAACGUAUGUUAGAGGAAAGGAACAGAGAAAAGGCAGAAGACAAGGCUGCGAGAGAGCGUAUAAGACAACAGAUUGCAAUGGAUCGUGCUGAGAGAGCAGCUCGCUUUGCAAAAUCAAAGGAAGAAGCAGAAGCUGCAAAAGCUGCAGCUCUUCAGGCUAGGCAGGCUGAAAUAGAGGCCAGAAAAGAAGCAUCUCAAAAGGAGCGAAGUGCAAUAGCCAGGAUUCAGUUCCGCCUUCCGGAUGGAUCUUCCUUUACUAACCAGUUCCCAUCUGAAGCACGGCUAGAAGAAGCAAGGCAGUUUGCUGCACAGACGGUUGGUAAUGCUUAUGGCAGUUUUUCACUGGCAACGAUGUUUCCCAGAAGGGAGUUUACCAAAGAAGAUUAUGGAAAGACGUUACUGGAACUAGAGUUAGCACCCAGUGCUUCAGUUGUGUUGCUGCCGGCGGGAAGACCUGCUACUUCUGUGGUUCAGGCAUCAGGCGGUGAUCUCUGGAAGUUCUUGGGCACAAUACUUUAUCCCCUCUUAGCGGUUUGGAGAUUUAUUAGCAACUUCCUGUUUACAAGUCCACCCCCUUCACAGUCUGCUGUGAGGUCAGCUCAUCAGCCAGACCAUCCCAAUCCUUCAGCAUCCAGCAGCAUUGAGCAAAGCAGGCAAGCAGUCAGGAAACAAGUAUUGGAAAAGCGGGGGGAAGACUUCAAAAAAGAAGGAAAAAUAUAUAGACUGAGGACUCAAGACGAUGGAGAAGAUGAAAACAAUACUUGGAAUGGAAAUUCUACACAACAAAUGUAGUUUUGAGCAAUUGCGGUAAUCACUGUCUGGUUUGGGGUUUUUUUCCCUCUCUCCCCUUAUUUGAUCUAAGUCAACUAAAGCUUCGGGUCAAGUGGGGCUAAUUUUACCCUGACUGAGUUACUUCAUUCUUAUUCCUGCAGUGGAGUAUGGAAUAAAGUCACCUAAGUCAGAAAAAUUGAGUGGGUGUAGGUGAGAAGCAAGGACUUGAAAAGAAUGAAAAUCUCCAUCAGCUUUCAUAAUCAUUAUCUUACUGCCAUAGAAAGGCACUUUUUAAUCUAUAAAUACUCUGCUACAUAAAUUUAAGGGCCAGAUAUUAAUGUAAAGGUCAUGGUAGGCAAUGACUGAUUAAAAUGAGGGUUUCAGAAGCACUAUAGGUAGUAAAUCAGAUAACUAAUUUAUGUAUAACUUUUUUCUUGCUUCUGCAACUGCAAGCAAAACCUUGUAGUUUUUAAUUCCCAAGCACUCAAUAAACUAUUUUCCAGAAAACA
This is a messenger RNA of Strigops habroptila (Kakapo), 2806 nucleotides long. RefSeq names its product UBX domain protein 4 (gene UBXN4). The record is from RefSeq and is a predicted model, not a curated record. The coding region runs from base 855 to 2318 and encodes 487 amino acids. The transcript is spliced from 13 exons. NCBI's taxonomy places the organism in Eukaryota, Metazoa, Chordata, Aves, Psittaciformes, Psittacidae. Gene Ontology annotation, molecular function: protein binding.